AUGGUAGGAACAUCCAUUUGGGAUUACGUUCUGAUCCGUACAUCUAUAUUCCUCCUGUCACUGAUCGCGCCGCUCAGUACUCUUUAUUCGCUAGCCAGAGUGCUAUUUCCUCUCCCUCUACCAUUCCCCGUCGGGCUUGAGGUAUGGCUCGCCCUGGAAGCGGUGUUCUACCUGGUCUUCUAUCUUCCGCGCCGAGCCUACCUUCAGAGAGCCGCGGUACAUCCCCCGACCGCCUGUCGAGAAGACCGGCGGAGGCUUUUCCGAGAGUGCAACAACAACGUUCCAGACCCGGAACGGUACUUGACGAAGUGGUUCCAGGAUGCGCCCUUGUCCGAGAUCAAGCGAGAAAACAUGAAGGAGUUUUUCCGGUGGGCGUUCUUGAACACCGGAGAUGUUGACCCUGCACAUGAUGAGGAACUUGAGGAUCGAGAUGCUGCACCGGAGUUUGACUUGGUACCUGCGUGGGUCUAUUUGCGCUACUACUCGUUCGAAUUCCACGGCACCUCUGUCGCGGCGGUCUUCCCCUUGCGUCCCUUUACUCCAUUCGCCACCAGUCGCUCCCCCGCCAAGACUCUUACUUACUGGCACCGGCCGCACACAUCUAAGACGAGGCUUCCCGUCCUGUUCAUUCAUGGCAUUGGCAUCGGACUAUACCAAUACAUAAAUUUCUUAGCUGAUCUCAACGCCGAAGGCAGCCAGAGUCCGUCGGAUGGACAGCUACGGAAGUAUAGUCACUACGCAUCUCCUUCGCGCGCCACGGACCGCGAAGGUGAUUGGCCCGAUUUUGAUUUCCACAUCUCCCGAUCAUCGACCUCGGCUAACCUCCUUAAUAACCAGACGUACCGAAAGCCGACCCGUGCAAAUGAACAUCUGCUUUCGUACUUUGGCGCGAAAGACAUGGGCAUCUCGCACACGUUAUUCCGGCGUUUCUUCUGGGCUGAAAAUAUCCUGUGGAAAGAAGACAUCCAGGGCCAUUCCGUCAGUGUGGUCUUGUCCGGCAGAGAUUCAAUAAUUGACGCCAAAGUCAUCGGUGCAUAUCUGACAGGCGCACCUGAUGGGGGUCUUGACACCGAAAGAUGGAAAGAUGGAGUGUGGAAAGGUGGACUGUUAGAGGUGCUGUGGUUUCCAGACUUAGAUCAUGGACAGGCGUUUGACGGGAAGAAGGCGAGAAGAAGAUUGGUUGAUGUGGUUAGGAGGACCAGGGUAUCGAGUGAGAAUCGGGCAACUGGUGGUUAA
This is a messenger RNA of Verticillium dahliae VdLs.17, 1236 nucleotides long. RefSeq lists its product as uncharacterized. NCBI's taxonomy places the organism in Eukaryota, Fungi, Ascomycota, Sordariomycetes, Glomerellales, Plectosphaerellaceae. Bases 1 to 1236 code for a protein of 411 amino acids. The record is from RefSeq and is a predicted model, not a curated record. The transcript is spliced from 5 exons.